This is a messenger RNA of Naegleria fowleri, 1920 nucleotides long. RefSeq lists its product as uncharacterized. NCBI's taxonomy places the organism in Eukaryota, Heterolobosea, Eutetramitea, Acrasida, Naegleriidae. Gene Ontology annotation, biological process: microtubule-based movement. The record is from RefSeq and is a predicted model, not a curated record. Bases 1 to 1920 code for a protein of 639 amino acids. The transcript has a single exon.
AUGGAUCAUUUGGAAUUUGCCAUACGAGAUUUAGGCUUGCAUCGCUAUGGCAUCACUCCCACCUUGCUCAUAGCCCUCUCUGUGAGCACCAUUCUCACCUCGAUUGCAUUGAUCUUGAUCUUUCGUAAACUCUCUCAUCUUUCUCAAUCCAUUUCUUCUUCAACAACAACUUCAAGCAAAGAAAAGUCUCCUUCACGUUCGGAUCCGAUCAAGAAGGAAGAAGAAGAAGCAAGAAGAAAUCAAACAUUCUCUUCUGAUGAACCAUCAUCCUCUUCUUCCUUCUCGAUUCAAGUCCAUCAAGAUUCCGAAUUACCUUCCGAACAAGAAUGUAUUCAACUAUUGAUUGAAAAGCACAAGUAUUCAAGAGGAGGUUAUUGUAGAGAGUUGAAUCAAGUCGAUUCGUCGUUUCCUCCUUCUCUGAGAGCUUUUUGGUCUCUCGGAGCUCAUUCCACACGAAUUUCCAUUCAUACUUGUUCAUCAUCAUUAUCAUUCGAAAACAAAGAGAAUUCCACAAAAUUAAAUUCUUCUCCGAGACGAGUGAACAAAGAACUGACUGUCAAACACAUGAAACAAGCCACAGUGAUUGGAGAACAGAAAUUUAACAACAUGAAUGGAGUAUUGAAUUCGAGAGAGAGUUCUUCUUCAACUUCUGGCAAUCGACGUCGAUCCAGUCUCAUGAAUCGUUCCUCUUUGGGUGGUACGACUCACGGUGGUGUCACUGGAAAUAACACAAACAGUCGUAAUGUGAUGGUUGCUUAUGGAAAUGAAUGUGUGAAUCAUCGAGCUGAAUUUAUCUUACAUUAUCCAUUGAAGAAGUAUUUUGAUCAAUAUGUGACAGUGGAGAGACUGGAAUAUCCGUAUGUGGAUCAGGGAAGCCGACCCUAUUCGUGUCACGCUGAUUCGUUAAUGCCCUAUUGUACAGAAUUAUUGGAAAAGACAAUUGUGAAAAAGUCUCUCAUGACCAUCGAUCAGUCAUCAUCCUUGACAUGUCAAAAAACACUCUUUUGUGCACUUCCAUUCUAUUUAUUUGGUGACACUCAUUUUAAGGAAAGAUUGUUGACCACUGCUUUUGAUGAAUGGACCUAUGAUCGAGUGUAUAUGUGUUUAGAAAAUGUUUUACCAAUUUUUAGUGUCGGUCAAUGCAGUGGAUUGAGUGUGGAUUGUGGAGAGUUAUUUUCAGUUUCAUUACCAGUGUAUGAAGGAAUUGCUGUGAGACAAGCAUUGGAAGCAAUGCCAAUUGCAGGACAUACGAUUGAUUCUAUUUUAAGAAACAUGUUGGUGAGAAAUCAAUGCACUAAUGACAGCUCUUUGAAAUUUAUGUCAAGUACUGAAAAUGAAAUUCUGAAAGAUAUUAAGGAAAAGAUGUGUUAUGUGAAAAAUCCAAAAUCUCGUGCGACCCUUUCAUCACAGACUUUAACAUAUGAACUUCCUGACAAAAAUAUUCUCAGAAUUCCAGAUGAAGCAGCAAAUAUUCUUUCUGAUUGUACCGAAUUUUUAUUUAACGCCAACUCAGAUGAAACAUAUCUUGACAAGUGGUCACAAAAUAAUUCAAUUCAAGAGUGUGUGGUUAAAUCUUUAGAAAAAUUGUCACGAGUGGAAAAGGAAGCAAAAGAUACCAUGAUAAAGAAUAUUGUGUUGACUGGUGGCAGUUGCAUGUUGAAUGGUUUUGUGGAUCGAUUUGCAUUUGAAUUGGAGAAUGCAAUGAAUCAUAGUGACACGUUGCGAAAAACUUAUACCAACAACAAGGGAGAGACCUCAGAUCAGCAAGUGAAUAUCAUGAAACGUUCUAGAAACGAUUCUGUGAUAAUGGGAGCUGAUAUUUUCAUGUCAUUAAGCACUUUUGAUGACUUGUGUGUGAAUCGAGAUGAAUAUGAAGAAAAUGGAGAACGCUUUAUUGUCACCACCAAAUUUUCCAUGUAA